AUGCCGGGCAUCCAGCCACCGACAGGCGGCCAACAUCCGCCUACCUACACGACGCCAUAUACCAACGGCAAUACCACUCCUCACCUUGCCCUGCCCGAGAACAGGGCGACCCCUCCGCCGCCGCCUCUGCCGACCUCGACGCCCCAACCCCAACCGAUAUCAGCACAUCCGCCUCCGCCUGUCCCUGCGCCUGCGCUGCCAUACACGAAUGCGACGUUUGGCCCUGCGGUUCCCGCCAUCGCCACCCCUCCACUCCACUAUCAUCAUCAGCAACUGCAGCCGGUACAGCCCGCACAACCGGUACAACCGCAAUCUGCAGCCCAAGGCGCCAUGGGCCCACCUUUAAAACCACCCGAAAGAACCCAAAAAGAAUACGAGUACGAUGUCACGGAUUCGCUUGCCGGAACUGGAAUCGAUCUACGCGCUGAGGAGCAGUUUCUCUCGGAGCUAUACGCCGUGGACCCGUCCGUUGCAGAGUCCAGGACUGGAUUCUCCAUCCAUCCGCCAGGAAACAGGGCGUCCUUCUAUGGCGCCGGCCCCGCGAACCAGCCGGCGCAACCGAACGACGGCAAGUCCCAAAACCAAAUCAUAGCCGAGACUGCCGAAAAGGCGUGGCAGGAAUCGGCCAGGCGUCUCGCAGCCAGUAGAGCCGUCGAGCUCAAGAACGCGUUUUUGAACGUACCUCUCGUCCAGGCCAGGGCUGAGGCAGCUGCCAAAGAACAUGGGCUUAGCUUGAAUUGGGAUAUGAAGGCAAACCACGGGAUGGGUCGCAUGAAGGUCAUGGAUGAAAACCCGCGGCCCGUCAAGGUCAGCACGAGCAUAGGUCCGGACGGAGCUCUUAUCCAGACGACGGGCACAUGGAUCCCGCAGGAUGCCUAUCUGGCGGACCAGCUUGCGCUGCUCUCCAUAGCGACGAAGCAGCGGCUGCGAACCCUGAUGGAGGACUCGGACCGUAUCGCCGUUACCCGUCAGACGUCAUCGCACGGCGAGGUACCAGAGCAGUGGAAGGUGGCGGCUGGUUCCCUUCUUAAGAUUGCCCUUCCGGGCUUGAGUGAGGCAGCUGCCGAUGCCGCGCGGACAGGAGAAGAGAGCGCCGUGAGCCCUCACACUACUAACCCGUUAAAACGCCCUCAUGAUGAGAAUGCAAACUCAGACGCUUCCGGACCCCGGACCAAGAUACUAAAGGUUCCUAAUACCACCGCGAGUACGAUGAGCGCCAUGAUGCGAGACAUAGCGAGGGCAGAGCGAGAACGGGAGGAAGCAAGGCUCCGGCGGCGCAACGCGCGCAAGGAAGGCACUGCAGAGGGCGCAUCGACCACCUCCCGCGCCGGGUCCGCCGCACCCGGCACCCCCGCAGGCACAACGGGUGAUGGCGAGAAGACCAUCACCAAGAAGGAGCAGAAGCGACUCGAGGCGAUGAAGAAGGCGGAGGCCAACAGCCAUGCCAACCAAAAUCUCACCAGCCGGGAGUUCCUGGGUAUGGCGCGACCAGGCGGGCUCUUUGGGAAGAAGGGCGGCAAAUCUUACUCGUGGAUGACGGGUGGUGGUAGCGGGGCCUCCACGCCCAAAGGCGGCCUGCCGGGAAAGACGGGGGCAACUGCGGCCAAUUCCCCGGCUCCAGGCCCAGCUGCUUUGACGGCCGACGGGAGUUCCCAUCGACGACCGGGUGCCUGGCGGGAGGAUAAGGAGAAGGGCAAAAACAUCCAGCUGCGAGACUGGGUGGCUGCCCUGGAAGCCGACGGCUUGGAGGUUGAGGCGCUGCAGCGGGCCUACAUGAAGCUGGAUUCCUCGUGGCCUAAGCAGUAG
Messenger RNA from Sodiomyces alkalinus F11, 1806 nucleotides. RefSeq lists its product as hypothetical. Gene Ontology annotation, biological process: DNA-templated transcription initiation. The coding region runs from base 1 to 1806 and encodes 601 amino acids. The record is from RefSeq and is a predicted model, not a curated record. NCBI's taxonomy places the organism in Eukaryota, Fungi, Ascomycota, Sordariomycetes, Glomerellales, Plectosphaerellaceae. Gene Ontology annotation, cellular component: transcription factor TFIID complex. The transcript has 2 exons.